AUGGCGCAGAGGGCGGCGGGCGCGCUUCUCCGGCGGUCCCUCGGGCUCGCGCCGCCGACGGCCCCCAGGGCCCUGAGCACCAGCACCGCGGCGCCGGCCGCGGCGGCGGAGGGAGAGGCCGCGGCUGCCAAGGCGAAGAGGAGCAAGAAGAAGAACCUGUUCGACGUGGUGCAGUUCCUGCCGGACUGGGGCGUCGGCUACAAGGUCGCCAAGACCACCUGGCGCGACGUCUCCUACCAGAUCACCAAGAUCAACCUCUACAAGGACGGCCGCCACGGGAAGGCGUGGGGGAUUCGGCACAAGGCCGGUGUGCAAGUGGCCGACGCUCCGAUAAAACUCAGCGGAGUGAACAAGCGUGGUUGGAAGUACAUAAAGGCAUCGCAGAAGACGGUGCAGGAUACCCCCGCAGCAGAGACGCCAGCCGCUGCCACUGCCACCGCCACUGCUUAA
Triticum turgidum subsp. durum (durum wheat) is the source of this 450-nucleotide messenger RNA. Lineage: Eukaryota; Viridiplantae; Streptophyta; Magnoliopsida; Poales; Poaceae. The record is from the annotation of a GenBank genome assembly.